AUGCAUUCUCCCUCGAUCAAUUCAUCUGAAAUUGUCAAUUCGAAGUCGCAUUUUCCUUCGACAGAUCCAGCUUCAAACAAUAAUUGUGAGAACAAAAGCGUGUUUGCGCAACCUCAACCGGUUGGUAAAGGAGAAGAGAACUUGAAGACAGAGUCUUCGAAUUCAACAUCCUCAUCUGCAUCACAAAAACAUGCUCACUCAUUGCGAAGAAGGCCAACACAUAGCAUAGAAGAUCGACAGGCAGCUGAAGAAGAAGAGGAAGCCGCAAGACUUGAAAAGAAGCGAAGAGAUGCGAGAAUUGCGAACAAAGACAUCAGAUGCAAGGAAUUGGUGGCUGCAACAGAAGCAGCUGACGGUAUGACAUCGGCUGAGUUACGGCGAUGGACAGCAGCAGAUGAUGUUGCGUUGGUUACAGCCGUCACACAUGUUCAUGACCUAAGAGCUGCCUAUGGUAGCAUUAAGUUCAGUCGGCCAUACUCCAUGGAGGACAUAGAGGAGAGGUGGUACCAAUUGAUGUACGACGACACACUUUCAAGACAAGCGAAAAAACGAAUGAAUGAGCUACCGGUUGAGGAGAUUUUGAGAAUUCAAGUAUGUUUUAUGUGCUGA
This is a messenger RNA of Strongylus vulgaris, 609 nucleotides long. The record is from the annotation of a GenBank genome assembly. Lineage: Eukaryota; Metazoa; Nematoda; Chromadorea; Rhabditida; Strongylidae.